Phycomyces blakesleeanus NRRL 1555(-) is the source of this 1181-nucleotide messenger RNA. RefSeq lists its product as hypothetical. The record is from RefSeq and is a predicted model, not a curated record. The transcript has 6 exons. The annotation marks the transcript as partial. Gene Ontology annotation, cellular component: cytoplasm. Lineage: Eukaryota; Fungi; Mucoromycota; Mucoromycetes; Mucorales; Phycomycetaceae. Gene Ontology annotation, molecular function: cysteine synthase activity.
CAUGAACCCCCUCCGCAUCUUCUCCAGAGCCUACUCAACUGUCAAGGUGAUCCCAACUCCCGGUAUCACUAAUGGAUUCAUUGGAGCCAUCGGCAACACACCUUUGCUUCGCCUGAAGAAACUUAGUGAGGAAACUGGAUCCGAUAUUCUUGCCAAGGCUGAAUUCAUGAACCCCGGUGGUUCUGUAAAGGAUCGUGCAGCCUUGUUCGUCGUCAAGGAUGCUGAAGAGAAGGGACUUAUUGCACCCGGUGGAACUGUUGUUGAAGGUACUGCUGGUAAUACCGGUAUUGGCCUUGCCCAUGUGUGUCGUGCAAAGGGCUACAAAUGUGUUAUUUAUAUGCCUAAUACCCAGUCCCAGGAAAAGAUCGAUCUUUUGCGUAUGCUUGGUGCCGAGGUCUACCCCGUACCUGCUGUCGCAUUCGACAACCCAGAAAACUAUAACCACCAAGCCAAGCGCCACGCCGAGAAGCUUGAGAAUGCUGUCUGGACCAACCAGUUCGACAACACUGCAAACCGUCGUGCCCACAUUGAGACCACUGGUCCCGAAAUUAUGGAACAAACAAACGGCGAAGUCGAUGGCUUUGUUUGUGCAACAGGAACUGGUGGUACCCUUGCUGGUAUCACUCGCUACCUCAAGGAUCAGAAGGGUGAUAAUGUCAAGGUUUACCUUGCUGAUCCCCCAGGAUCUGUUCUCCACAGCUAUGUGUCUACCAACGGCAAGCUUUUUGAACGUUCUGGAAGCUCAAUUACCGAGGGUAUUGGACAGGGCCGUAUCACAGACAACUUGGCACCGGAUGUGAAGUUGAUUGACGGCUCUUUCACUAUUCCUGAUGAAGAGACCAUCAAGAUGAUUUACCGUUUGUUGGACGAGGAAGGUAUCUACGUCGGUGCAAGCUCAGCAUUGAAUGUUGUUGCUGCUGUCGAGAUGUCCAAGAAGCUUGGCAAGGGUAAGAAGAUUGUCACCAUCUUGUGUGAUGGUGCAUACAGAUACCAGUCUCGCCUUUUCAGUCGCACUUGGCUCGAGUCCAAGAAGCUGAGCACUGCCAUCCCUGAGCACUUGCAAAAGUACAUUGUCCUGCCAUAAAUCAAAUACACUUAAUACACUUAAUGCACUGGCCUAGAUAAAAGAUAAAUAUUACAUAAAUACACAAAGCUCUUGUUAGCUGGUUUAAUAAGCCCUG